Molecule: messenger RNA, 1590 nt
Organism: Ixodes scapularis (black-legged tick)
Lineage: Eukaryota; Metazoa; Arthropoda; Arachnida; Ixodida; Ixodidae
Product: elongation of very long chain fatty acids protein 1
Exons: 2
Coding region: 125-1060 (311 amino acids)
Biological process (GO): fatty acid elongation, monounsaturated fatty acid; fatty acid elongation, saturated fatty acid; fatty acid elongation, polyunsaturated fatty acid
Cellular component (GO): endoplasmic reticulum membrane
Molecular function (GO): fatty acid elongase activity
Source: RefSeq, a predicted model, not a curated record
AUUCCUGCAGUUGGUGGCAAGACAGGGCUGACGGGUCGGCGGUGUCUGCGGGACAACUUGCUGACAGAGCCGUUUCUCAUCGUCUUUCGCUACCGGAGGCCAGCAGCGGCAAACCAGGAUAGCCAUGAACAACCUGACGGAUAUUCAGCAGCUCGGCAUGUCGUCGCUCGUGUCCGAUCUGCUUGAGCAACUCAAGGCGCAGACCGAUCCCCGAACCAGGGGCUUCCCCUUCAUCGGCAACCCGGCCAUGGUGAUGUCUCUCAUCGCCGGCUACCUGUACGUCAUCAAGGUCUGGGGUCCACGCUGGAUGGAAGACCGCAAGCCGUUCGACCUCAAGGGCGUCAUCAUGGCGUACAACGCGUUAAUGGUGGCCCUCAACAUAUUCUUCUUCUACAAGUUCCUCACCCAUUCCUACCUGGGCGGUGGCUACAGUUGGGUCUGCCAGGGCAUCGACUUUCAUGACCCCAAGUCCCUCCCUAUCGUCACGUACUGCUGGUGGUACUUCAUGGUUCGCAUCCUGGACUUCGCAGACACGCUGUUCUUCCUGCUGCGCAAGAAGUACAGCCACAUCUCGUUCCUGCACGUCGUCCAUCACACUCUGGUAGUGUGGAACGGCUGGCUUUUCAUCACGUUUGGCCCAGACGGCCAGGGCAUCCUCGGAGUGUGCAUCAACUCGUUCAUCCACAUCGUCAUGUACGCCUACUACUUCCUCGCAGCACUGGGGCCGUCCGUCCAAAAGUACCUGUGGUGGAAACGGUACAUCACCCGCAUGCAGAUCAUCCAGUUUGCGGUGUUCAUUGGUUUUGUGUCCGUCCCACUCUUCAAGGACUGUGGCUACCCCAGGUUUCUCACUUACAUGGCGGCCUCGCAGUGCCUAUUCUUUCUUGUACUUUUCGUGAACUUCUAUGUCCACACGUACACCAAAACCAAAAAGGGUGCAGUGCUCUUUUUCUGCGGAAACUACGCAGCCACCGCCGCGCUUUCGCAGAACGAUAAGUCCGUCGCCAAGGGACUACCCAACGGUGUGACCCACCGUAAGCCGAAGGUUGCGUCGCGGUAAUGGGACAUUUCAAUCUGUGGCGUUUCUAGAAACGUUGUCUCGGGGCCGAGGAUGAAACCCUGUUUUUCCAGUUUCUUAUGUUGUGAGAUCUGCGAUGCCGCUCCUGGUACCGUCACUCGUUCCUGUUAUUUAUUGUAAGAUACGCGAGUUUUCUAAUUGUAUUCCACCUUUUCUGAUUCCACUGUACAUCAUUGUCGCCAUUUCCCAGAUGCCUGUUAUGCAUAGCAGUCCUGCCAUUAGUAUCUGUUAAAAUGAUCUGAAAACACUCCCAAGAACUGUUUCUAAUUACCCGAAAAUGCCUGGCAUUCUUCACGUUCAUCCAUCUCGACCUCUUGGAGAGUUUUCGGAUCGUUUUGCACGAUGAUGCUUUCUGUACAUACAUCCUUUUUCCAACCCUCAUCGGCACAAGAAGAGUGCUUCCAGAGUCACGGGUUUGAGUUGUACUCAGGUGUGGAUCCCAGUCAUGUCAGUCGACUGCAUUAUCCCCCUUGCCGCUGCAACGAAAUAAAAAUUCCAAUUGUCUCCAUUGA